Messenger RNA from Theileria orientalis strain Shintoku, 2178 nucleotides. RefSeq lists its product as uncharacterized. NCBI's taxonomy places the organism in Eukaryota, Apicomplexa, Aconoidasida, Piroplasmida, Theileriidae. The transcript has 2 exons. Bases 1 to 2178 code for a protein of 725 amino acids. The record is from RefSeq and is a predicted model, not a curated record.
AUGAAGUUAAUUAAUAGUGUUGUAACUUUUUUGUUUAUUUCUUUGGUCCGUUUUGCCUCCUCUUCCUCCUUUGACUUCUCUUCCAUUGGAGAGGCUGGCCUCUCCGCUGUGAAAAAGAAUGUUGCCAAGGCCACUCAAUUUGCUCUCAAUUACACUGUUUUCAAUAAAACGCUCACCUUCAAGGACAUUAACGACUUUAAUUCUGGCGAGGACAAUGUUCUCAGGUACACUCUUCCUCCGGGCAGUGCCCUGAAGGUGUUCUGCGGCAACGAGCACACUCGCAAGAGCGGGUUGAUCACUCUUUACCCUCCCGACUUGACUACUCACACUCUUGCUCCUAUGUCCAAGGGCGGAAUCCAGGACAGUUUGGGUCGCGUGAUGAAGAACUUUGACGUGUUCAGGAGUGACCGCACUCUGGUUCACUCUGCUCCUGAGUGGUUCGGCGGAAGCUACAUGUUUCAGCACCCGUACUCCUCGACCAUUGUCUCAAGGGACCCCGAGUUCACGCUGAACUUUGCGUGUGUGUACAAACUACUGUCCGAGGACGCCUCUGCUGCCUCAGAAGCUGGAGAGAGCGCCCAGAAGGACGUUCUCUACAGGUGGGUUGAAAUCAAGUUCACCGACGUGCUCCCGAUCAGCUACGGGUGCGGAACCGGCAACUACCCCCUGUUCAGCAACCUUAGUGCUGUUAAAAACUUGCUCAGUCCCAACGGCCCUCCUCAGCAAACCUCAACCAUGUGCGAGAUUGAGCCCGAGCCCGGAAUGAUCGUCGGACUUUACUGCGCAGACGACCAGACUUUCGACGACAAGUCCUGUUUCGUGGACAGAAAAAAGAUGACUUACUACGACCCCGAGUUCAAGCACACCAAUAGGCCUGGCAGGCUUCACCUGUACAAGAUUCCGGACACUGGACUUGUCACUGACCUCCCGUUCAGCUGCAAGUGCAGGGACGAGAAGGGGAACGUGACCUCCGAGCUCAAGGUCGUGAAGCGCACUGAGCACCUCUGCGACUUCACGCGCGUCUUCGAGAACCUGAGGCCCCGCCAGACAAUUCCGCUUCAGCUCUGCAGGCACAACCUGCACCCUGGAGAGAGCCUUCGCCUCAUAGCCCCCCCGAACAACAGCGUGGUUAACAUGAUGGGCUUGAAGCGCUUCUCCAUCAUUGAGCCCACCGAAUUGAGGUACUUGACCUACAUUCAGGCCCUGGGCUCCAGGCGCGACGUGCUCGCCAACCUCCGGGACAUCAUGAUCACCACCGGCUUCUCCGUUGAAAAGGUGCAUGCCACUGACCGACUUGAGUACGUGUUCAAGUACGAGAAGGACGCCAUUCUCGUCCAAACGACCGAGGUCACUGGGCUCAACUACUACUGGACCCUGAUGAACAGUCCGAACGCCGACCGUCAGCACGUUAAAAGCCCUUCUCAGGAGGGCCACAUCAACGGAGUCAUUAACAUAGGCCUCGUGCCCACCGACCCCUACACAAUUGGCUGUGGGACGAGGAACGAGUUUUUCAUUCACGAGUUCGUGGACUUCGAGACCAGCUCCGAGAACGAUAAGGUGAUCUCCAAGUGCACUGUCGACGCGAACAAGGGCCCGAUCGGCUUCUACUGUCCCAGCCCCUACCUGCUCGAGCCUAGAGGCUGUUUCAACUCUGUGAUUGUCGAAAGGACCGGUGAGGACGGCGAGACCACCACCCACGUGCGUCCCCUCAAGUCCGUCUUGAAGAACGCCAGGGCUUCUCGCUCCUCCCACCUCGUCCUGCUUGAGGUGUACAAGAACUUCACUCGCAGGCCUGGCGACGAGUCCGACGACGAGUCUGACGACGAAGACAGCCGCCACUCGUCCUUUGGCUCAGACUUUGACGCCCUCGUCUGCAAGUGCGUUGACGUCAGGGGCAACGUUAUGUCCACGAUUAAGGUUUUAAACCCGAACAAGGAGAUUCCGGAGUCACUUAGGAAGGAUUAUGAAGAGAGAACCAAAAAAUCCCUUAAAACCAUUUUUAACUUAACUAAAGAACAAGUCAUACUUGCUAUUGUACCAAAUUUACGAUCGACAGCUUCAGUGGCGUCUGUGUUCCUGCUCGUAUCCAUACAUAAACUUACAUGUACAUGUGUGCUUGUAACUAGGUUCGUGAUUAGGCAAGUAGUUAGAAUCCGUAUGCAGGCAGGUAAUAAGUAG